GUGUAGGCUUUCUCCGAAGUGCUAGCGCAUCAGUGCCCGUGGAAGCGCGUUUGGCUGUAUAUGGAAUUGAGCCGCUUAAACGGUGCGUUUUAACUUUUAACGCGGGCGGGUGGGUCAAACUUAAAAUUUCAAAUUGCUCCUUAUCAGAGCAUUUUUCCUAAGCUUAUCAGACCCAAAUCCCCUCUUCAGAUUCUCCUUUCCUUGCAUUUGAGUUUCCACCUCUAAAAAUAUCAGGAAAUGAAUUCUGGAUCACAAGAAGCUGAGAAUCGAAAGAGAAAAACUAAUUCUGGAUCUCAAGAACAGGAAGCAAAUAAACGGAAGAGGCAAUGGUCCUUGCAAGACUUCGAGAUUGGAAAACCAUUAGGAAAAGGAAAAUUUGGGAGAGUCUAUCUCGCCAGAGAAGUAAAGAGCAAAUACAUUGUGGCAUUGAAGGUAAUAUUCAAGGAACAGAUAGAGAAGUACAGGAUUCAUCACCAAUUAAAGAGAGAGAUGGAGAUUCAGACCAGUCUUCGCCACCCGAAUAUUCUGCGUCUCUACGGUUGGUUUCACGACGAUGAGCGCAUUUUCUUGAUCCUCGAGUAUGCUCACGGUGGUGAGCUUUAUAGAGAGCUUCGGAAGAAAGGUUAUCUCAGUGAGAAACAAGCUGCCACGUAUAUUGGAAGUCUCACAAACGCCUUGGCAUACUGUCAUAAGAAGGAUGUGAUUCACAGGGAUAUUAAGCCAGAAAAUUUGCUGCUUGAUCAUGAGGGUCGAUUGAAAAUUGCUGAUUUUGGGUGGUCUGUGCAAUCAAGGAGCAAGAGGCACACAAUGUGCGGGACUCUUGAUUAUCUAGCACCAGAAAUGGUGGAAAAUAAAGCUCAUGAUUAUGCAGUUGAUAACUGGACUUUGGGCAUACUUUGUUACGAGUUCAUUUAUGGUGCCCCUCCUUUUGAAGCUGAGAAUCAAACGGAUACAUUCAGAAGGAUCAUGAAAGUUGAUCUGACUUUCCCUUCUGAUCCUCCAGUUUCUGCAGAAGCCAAAAACCUCAUUAGCCGACUUCUGGUAAAGGACUCUUCAAAGAGGCUCCCCCUUCAGAAGAUCAUGGAUCAUCCAUGGAUACUCAAGAAUGCAGAUCCUAUGGGAAUCUGCAAGUAGCAUUAUCUAACUUCGUAUGUAAUUAGAUUUUGUAUCUAAUGUUAUUUGGGGAAAUUGAAGUAGCUUCUCAAGUUGAUAAGCUCAAAGGUGGUCGAUUCCCCCACGUGAAAACUUAACCUUCAGACUCAUAUCUAGCUAACUUUAUUUCGUGUGCAACUGUGGAUUAGGAUGCAGAUAUUCAGAAUUGUCCAAAUAUAUGACCAAUUAUUUUUGUGCA
Hevea brasiliensis (rubber tree) is the source of this 1351-nucleotide messenger RNA. RefSeq names its product serine/threonine-protein kinase Aurora-3. Gene Ontology annotation, cellular component: chromosome passenger complex; spindle microtubule; spindle pole centrosome. NCBI's taxonomy places the organism in Eukaryota, Viridiplantae, Streptophyta, Magnoliopsida, Malpighiales, Euphorbiaceae. The coding region runs from base 238 to 1134 and encodes 298 amino acids. The record is from RefSeq and is a predicted model, not a curated record. The transcript has 6 exons. Gene Ontology annotation, biological process: mitotic spindle organization; protein phosphorylation; regulation of cytokinesis. Gene Ontology annotation, molecular function: ATP binding; protein kinase activity.